ACACCGAAUUAUCGCUAAGGAGUUACAGCAUCCGUUACUUGGUCCACUUGUGUAGCGAUUGUAAUAUUGGUAACACUAGUGGACCAAUCAUAGCAUUCAGAGCGUUUUCAGAAGUACCAAAUAGACCGCACCCUAAAUAGUGUAAAUGUGGUAAAAUGUGAAACAAACUUCGAGGGAUAGAUCUGGAUAAAGGACAAAUUUAAACUGUCGCAUCGUGGAAACAAUAAGCUGAUCGCCGUGUGCUAUUCAAAACUUACGUCUACCUGCAGUCUACCUUAAGUCCAUAUUAAAACUUGGAAAAAUCCAUUGAACACUCAAUUUUUGACCUGAAUGCCGCUUCGAAUAAUAGAUUAUUUAAAUGCAACAUUAGGUCUAACACCAACAGCGAUUCAAAUACUUUUCUCAUCAUAUUGUGCAGUUGGUGUGCAAGAAAAAGAACAAAGGACUUUUAUAAUAUUUUUGAAAUAAGAUGGACGGAGUUAAUGAGACGGGAUCACAAAAUUCAAGAGAGAUAACAUUCCCCUAUCGUCGUUUACGGUAUGAAGAUAUUAGUCGAUAUCCUUAUGUCGACAAACUGUCUAUUCCAGGUUGGAAUACUAAGAAUAAUCCUGUGUCUAUUGACUUUAUUUAUCAAUUUGCAACGAAAAGCAUUAGUUAUCAUUACAUCAACGAUAAGAAGCAUUGUAGCUGUGAUGUUGCUGACAUAGUUGGGCCACCUACAGUCUAUUUAGGUGAUGGAUGUAAAAAUCGCACACCGAACAGAUCAUAUUCAUCGUUUUCUAACUCUUUGGAAUUUAACGGGAUGCAUUAUGUUAAUCUGGAGUAUCAUGAAGCUGUAUAUCCACUCAGAAUCUCCAUGUUCGAUGAUUCGGACUUUUCGGUGGGCUUUACGAGUCGAAUUUGGGCUAAAGACUCUGAUGAUAAGUGGUCUCUGUUAUCGGAUACAACCAGUGAUGUCAUAUACACAUAUAAAAGAAGAGUACUGGCCGAAAAAUUAAUUUUUUUUACUACACUUCCGCCGUAUUACUUUAAAACCAAAAUGUUGAGACUAGAAUUUACGUGUUCUCCCCUACAAUUGCAUUCGAAGCUAACUGCUGUAAUGCUUGCUGGUACAUCAGACUUGAUAUUUCCUAGAAGACUUGUACCAUCAGAUCCAUAUUGUGUAUAUGAUCUGUUAGAGAAGAUUAAUCCUUGCCCCUGUUGUCCAAUACAAAACUAUGAAUUUGCCUUAAAUAUAACUGCACUCAAAAGCAAAAAUAUUUUGCAAUGGAAAACACCACGUUUUUGUUUAACAAAAAACGUUAUUCAGUGGAAUUUAUGGAAUUAUUAUGUUAUUUGUGAAAGGUAACAAUCACCGACGUUAAUAACGUUUCCGAUUGUAUUGAGUUUGAACAUAAUUCGAGGUGGAUUCGCGGUGUCACGUGCUGCAAUCGUUCGAUUAGAAAGUAGAGGAUCUAUUAUAGUACUAGGCGGAAC
Solenopsis invicta (red fire ant) is the source of this 1476-nucleotide messenger RNA. RefSeq lists its product as uncharacterized. The coding region runs from base 470 to 1348 and encodes 292 amino acids. NCBI's taxonomy places the organism in Eukaryota, Metazoa, Arthropoda, Insecta, Hymenoptera, Formicidae. The record is from RefSeq and is a predicted model, not a curated record. The transcript is spliced from 6 exons.